UUCUCCAAAAUCUCAUAAGUUUUCUCCAAAAUCUCAUGAAAUCCUGCAAAAUCAUCUCUUCAUUUCCAAUUCCGAAGCUCCUACUCCCUGAGUUCCCAACUACAACUAAACACAAAUCACUGAAACUAAACCUGUGAAAUUACCGCAUACGAGGUCAUCGAAUCAUCAUGAGCUUCUUCUUCUGGGACUUAUGAAACCGGAUUUUCACCUUCACCCAGUAGGUUUUUUUAGAGAAGAAGAGGAUUUUUUGAAUGAUUGAAUGCAAGAAAGAUUCUUGCAAAGAACGCGGUAUGCAAUGAAGCCUGAUGAAGCUUUUGGACUUAUCUUCUUGUGGGAUAAUGUGGUGGUUUGAUUAUCAUACAGUGUCGUGAUAUCUUCAGGUAGACACGAGAAUGUUGAAGUUAAAUGCUUGGGAACAGCUUGCCUCCGAAGAGGUAAAAACAACCAUGGUGGUAGCUCAUCAGCAUCCGGAAUAAAAAGCCACCAGUCAGCAGAACAAAGUGCUCUGUCCAGUCACUUUUAUUCCCUUGAAUAAAACUGAAGGCUGGACCUCUAUAAUUAUCUGUCAGAGGAGAAAUUACUUAUCAUAAACCAUUGAUUGCCUAUUGUAGUAAUGAAGGAUGAAAUGGCAGACUAGUAACUGUUUCUUUUAUCAUGCAUGCUGAGAUGCCCAUAUACACGCAGCAAGUUCCCCGGAGGAAGAAAGAGCCGAGUUAUUUUGAAAGUAAACCACACCAUCACUGCUGCUAAUUGAAGUUGGUGAUGGAUCCUAGUGAACAGUACAGAGAUAGGAGACAAUAUUCUCUGAACCGACUGUGGAAGAAUAUAAUAUCAAUGCUACAUAUAAUUUCGCUGCAGACUUGAAAAGUCCACCAACAGGGAGUGAUAAUCAGGAGAUUACCGAUGUGAUUCCUGAUGAUCACGAUGAUGCUGAAGAUGUCUGUUAGAUGACGAGUAAAGAUGUCUUGGAUGGAUAUGAAGAGCUAUACCACGCAGCAAUAGACAGUGACUGGGAAGUGGCCAGUAAAUUUUUGGAGAAGCAUCCAGAAGCGAUUACAAAAGUGAUCACUACUGAUUCAGAAACAGUGUUGCACGUAGCUUUAGCUGACGCAAAUCUGAUGUUUAUAGAGGAGAUUGUGAAACUCAUUCCCACAGAGAUGCUAGAAUAUAGAACAGAAGCUGAUGGUAGUACAGCUCUUCAUUAUGCUGCCGUAUUUGGACGUGCUAAGGCCGCUGAGCUAAUAGUAAACAAAAACCUCAAAUUGACUCAGAUAGUAAACGGGGCAGGAAGGGUACCACUUAAUAGUGCUCUAAUAUCAGUUACAGCUGGACAAAGAGAGACAGUUGAGUAUCUUUAUUUCGGUAACUAGACACGAACACCCAAGUCCUUUCUCAGGACAAAGAGAGACUGUUGUGUGGCAUGAUUGAUGCUGGUUUCUACGAUAUGUGUACAAAUACUUUAUAUCUUUGGAUAUUGAACCGUGUAGUUCAUUUCUAGGGAGAGUCGUCUGUUAAAUUCUGAAACAUAUGAAGAAGUAAUAAGAUAUACAAAUAUUUACUUAGUAUAGACGGAUUACUGAAAAUACUUGAAGCCACUGAAACAUAAGUACAUUACAUCUUUCUAACAUAUUCAAACUCGUUAUUUGUAGAUAUUGCGUCGUCUCUUGUCCAGCGGUUUCCAGAAUUGGUUAUCGAUCCAACAAAGAAAGUACGUACAAGUGCAAUGAAUUACAUGGCCGAAAGGCCGUUUGCGUUUGCUAGUGGAGCCAAGCAUACAUUCUGGCAACACCUCAUCUAUUCGUUGAUUAAUGUGGACAUAAAUUCUGCAUAUGAGCUUGACAACCACACAAAAGAACGCAAUACUCAACGUGGCUUGGAAGGCACCAAUGAAGACAAAGAGGACCUGGUUGAAAGAUUUGAAGGUCCCUACAGAGACGAAGAAAACCCAACUGAGAAUUCAGAAAACACCAAAGAAGGAAAACCGAAACCGUUCAGAUGGGAAACAAUUGGAGUUAGAGUCAUGCUUCUCUACCUAAUUUCUCUCAUGAUCAAGUUCUUCGUUUUCACUGUGCGCUUCAUUUGGACACCAGUGACUCGUAUGAAAGAGUUAUUCAAACAAUUAUAUAAUGACAAAGUGAAGCACGAACAAGCCAAAGUCUUGGUUAAAUGUAUAUUUACAUCACUCAAGGAAAGAAUGACCAAGCCAGGAGUAAAAGAUUUUUUUAAAGGAUCUGACGUCAUGAAGAUGGCUAUAAGGCACGGAAGCGUUGAGUUUGUAGAGGUGUGCUUACAACUCUUUCCAUCCCUGAUCUGGGAUAAAAUGGGGGGAGAAUAUAUAUUACAAAUGGCUAUUGCUGAACGAAAUGAAACAAUUUUGAAUCUUAUAUGUAAACAAAAUGAAAAAGAAAAGAUCGAUCUAGUUUCCAAAAGUGAUGACAUGGGUAACACUAUCUUGCAUUAUGCUGCCAAGUUAGCGCCUUCUGCUCAACUUAAUUCGAUCCCUGGUGCAUAUCUUCAAAUGCAACGAGAAAUGCAGUGGUUUAAGAGGGUGGAAAACAUGAUUUCGAAGCAUAUGAAGUUUAAGAGAAAUAAAAACGGGGAAACAGCACACAGCAUAUUUACUAAAGAGCACAAAGAAUUAAAGGAAAGUGGAGAGAAGUGGCUCAAGGAUACAUCUGGAUCAUGCAUGGUAGUAGCUGCUCUCAUUGCCACUGUGGCAUUCGCGUCCGCUUUUACCGUUCCAGGAGGUAACAUUAGUGAUAACAACAGCAGUAAGAAUGGUAUCCCAGUUUUCUUGGAAUGCAAUUCAUUUAUGGUCUUUGCAAUAGCAGAUGCCUUAGCUUUAUUCUCUUCUAUCACAUCCGUACUAAUGUUCUUGGCAAUAUAUACUUCUCGGUAUGCGGAAAUUGAUUUCCUCAAAUCCUUGCCAAAUAAGUUGAUAAUAGGGCUUGCAACUCUGUUCAUGUCUAUGGCCAGUGUGUUGGUAGCUUUUGGUGCAUCACUACUUAUCAUGCUUGGGGAGAGAGUUACAUGGGUUCUCGUUCCUAUUGUGGUCUUUAGUUGUGUUCCUGUGACCUUGUUUGCAUGGCUGCAGUUACCAUUAUUUUUUGAAAUGAUUCGUUCCACAUACUGGGGUAACUUGUUUCAGGAACAUACAUAUAUCUCCAGCCUACGAAUAAAUUCAAAGAAAGAGGACUGAACUGAGAACACCGACAUUAUUGGUUGUUCAGGUCGCAUUGAGUAAAAAUCUCCUGGACUCCUAUGCUUAAUAGCCAGUAGUUUGAAGUAUCACACAAUUUGUCAGUUUGUUGUAGUUUUGUACAGUUUACUGGCAACCAAUAGCAGUCCAUUUUGAUGAGAUUGUCCAAUUGAACUUUGAAAGCAGGUUCCUCACAAAAUUCAUUUUUGUUGUAAUUUUAUUCAGAAUGUUUUUAAUUUUUUUUUCCAACUGGUUUAUCCCUGUCUUUUUCGGUUUUUAAAAUGUCCAUAAAAGAUCUUAUAGUUUGUGUUCAAUCCGAUUUCCUGUUGUUCUUCUC
This is a messenger RNA of Papaver somniferum (opium poppy), 3536 nucleotides long. Its product is annotated as ankyrin repeat-containing protein NPR4-like. The record is from RefSeq and is a predicted model, not a curated record. The coding region runs from base 1724 to 3199 and encodes 491 amino acids. The transcript has 11 exons. NCBI's taxonomy places the organism in Eukaryota, Viridiplantae, Streptophyta, Magnoliopsida, Ranunculales, Papaveraceae.